ACCCAACACCCAGUCCUUCAGCUACAGCUGCUACUUAUAUUCCACAAACAUCCACAGCAACCCUAAUUGCUAAUAACAGUAGUAGUAAUAGUGCUCAGAGCACUAACUUGACCAGUAGCAGUUAUUAUACUAGUAGUGGUAACAGUGUUAAUAACAACAACAGCAAAUUAAAUAAUAAAAAUACAACACUUGUUAAGUCACUCUCCUUGCAAUCGGUUUCCUCAAUAGGGGCAGGUUUGAAUCACAUUUCUAACGGUCAGAUGCACUCAGAUAAUGACCUCAGCAUUAAAACCGAGACCCAUCUCAGCGAUAAGGAAGACACAUCUGCUAGCGAAGCUAAUAGCGCUUCGCUGCUGACAUCACCGGCUAUUUCGACCUCUAGUUCGCUAUCUCAACCGCUUGUAAGCACCUCGUCCACUCAAUCAAUCCCUGUUCCAAUAACCAGCACAAUGCUAUCCUACUCCUCUGCAGCUCAUAUUAACAAUUACACUGCAGCUGUCGCUAGCAUGCAAGCCCAAGCCCAGGCUGUUCAUGCUGCCCACCAAGCAGCGGCUGUAGCUCAAGCUAACCAAGCUGCAGCUGCUUCUGCCCAAUACACUGCACACUAUACCGAAGCAGCCAAUCUCGCCAAAGAGGUUGCCCAAAAGAAUUACGCUAACGCACUCAAAAUGGCGGCCGUAUCGAGCGCUCUUACUGGAAAGCCACUAACUGCUCUCAGCUAUACUGGUGUCGCACUGAAUAAAACGGGGAUGCUGCAACAAAACCAGCCGUACCUCACUGCUGGCGCAACAACAGUUGCUGCUCCAUCCGUGGCACCUGCCUAUCCACCACCUCGCAUCGGUACACCUGCUACUCCACAGCAGGCUAUGCUUCCAGCGCUUACACGUCCACCGCCGCCCAUAAUGACGCAAGCUGCCUACGCACACAUGCUACGUCCACAAAUGCCAGCCAGUAUGGUUCACAAUCCGUACGCAACCGCCGCUGCUAUGGCCCAGCAUCAGCUCAUGAACCAAAGUCUGAUGUAUCCAGCCUACCAGGCGGCCGGAGGUUAUCAGUUUGCCAGCCCAAUGCACACUGCUAUGCCUACUGCUAAUCUUACCGCGAUUCCCGGUGCGAUUCCCCAAAUGCAACAAAUAGCAGCAAAUCCCGCAUCAGGCAGUGCAAUGGUUUUGAAUCCCUACAAAAAGAUGAAGACGUCGUAAGCUCUGAAUAAUAACAGCAACCUAAGAUACCAGUAGCAUGCAACCAAAAUCACCCACACACGCACAUACAUCAAUUGCCAUACGAGAAAGCACAUGCUCACUAGAAACACACGUGAAUGCACACAGAUGCAUCUAUCUCACCAUUAAUCGUUGCCAUGUUUUAGCGAAAAACUCGCACUCUAAUGAAAGAGGAGAAGAGAUAAAUACAAUAAGAAGAUAAUGAUGAUAGUGCCUGAAAAAAAACACACUUGGAAGACAAAAAAAGAAAAGCCACCAAGCGAUAGUGAAAUUGGAACAUAACAACAGUGUAACACCAUUUUAUGUAAAACAGAACAAAUACAGAUAGUGUACAAACAGUAUGCGGUCAUUUGAAAGCUAAGAGUAGGAGAUAUUAAACUAUUGUUUAUAUUGAGUGAUCUUGUCACUAUGGUUAAGUAUAAACUUGAAUAGCAGCGCUUAUUAUUCGUUCUGCAGCAAGAUGAAGUAGAUCAUUUUAAGUGCAAUUUUCUUCGAAGAUAACGGUUCCAAGAUGAACCCUAAAGGUCAUAAUAGAUUUUGUUUUCACGGUUUCAAAUUUGAUUAUUUUGUUAUGUUACGGGUAAUUUGGGUAGGUACAAGGGGUGUGACACAACAGCUUGAUGAAACAAUAUAAACCGCAAACAUUAGGAAGAUACAAUUUUGACUUUAGAUAAAAACCAACACGAAUAGCACAUAAAACUGCUGUGUGAUGCCCUUUGAAAACGAAAACUUUUCUUGUGUAUACAAAGAAAAAUCAAAAUAAAAAACUGUGAUAGCUUGACAAGAACAAAACCGCUGCGCAAAAACAAUACCAACACAUUGAUCGAUUCAAUUGCACAACUACGAUACACACACAUUUAACACACGUUCUGUUUCUCCAUGGAACUCAAAAUGACAUUAACAUAUUUCUUUAACAUUCGUUUUUUUUGUUUUCGUCGUCUGAGAAAAUUUUGUUGGCAAAUGAAGAAACAAAGCAAGUAGGAUAUUUUAAGAAAAUUAAGCAUUAAGCAAGUCAAAUUUUGGACAUUAUAGUCAAGCUAGCUGAACUAACAUAACCCGUAGGAAAAAUGUGACGUUUUAAAACGAAACCUAGAAGUGCAUUUUGUUUUCAUUUUUUGUUUAACACUUAAAUAAUAUAGGAAACGAGAAAUCGGAUCUUACUUAGUUUUCAUUGCUGUUAAAUAACCCAGUAGAUGGACAGUGCCGUAUUGAUUGUAGAGUUAUACGUAGAUAAAUAUUUGUAAAUAGUCGAAAACGUCCCAUGGAAAUAUCGUUGUGAUAAGUUUUUUUUUAUCUUCAAACUGAUUUGGAGUUCCUUUAUACUUUUUCAUUUUCUAUAUUGAUGCAUACAAUAACUAAUUGUUAUUACACACAAACUAGGAUCUAGCAUCAUCAAACCUUAACAUACUGAUGAUUAGAUGACUAAUAACAAAACCUAUAUUGAAAAUAAUCGAAAGGUUGUGUAUCCUAUAAACAACAGUGAAGCAAAAUAGCCCAGAGAAAACAAAGCAUACCCACAACGCGCGUGAUGGAAGCAAUGGUUUCCAAACACAAUACACAUCUUACAUCAGCUCUUGGAAUUGCAGUUCGAAACUAGUAGAAAUCUACACUAUCAAUCUAAGAGAGAGAGAUAAAGCGUGCUUUAGAAGUAUUAAUACUAUUACAACUGCUACUAUUAGUACUGCUACUGGAAAAAAUAAACAAUCGUUUGAUGUAAUUGAAUAAAACGUAAAUAUAAUUUCAUGGCUUCAAUAAUUUUACAAUUACAACUCGAGCAACGCUAUUGCUACUACUAUUACUACUGCUACUACUGAUGUCGAAAGAUUGUAAAAACCUAAAAGUGGGAAUUUGGAAAGAAGUAUCGCUUGUGUUGAUAAAAGUAAAUCAAGUAGUUAUCUAUUCCACCAGUAAAGAAAUAACACACCCACGUUCCCAUUUGCAUAUUAGGGUAUAUAUUUGUACAUGUUUGAUAACAGAUAGUGUAAACAUAAAAUUCUUAACGUACGCAUUACACUUAACUACGCCGACUACGUUCUACAUAUUUAUAGUCUAGCAGAUUUGAUUUGUCGCGUGAUUUUGGAUAAAAUAAAAGUAAAUAUACCGUAGUUGAAGUAUAGUAUCCCAAUGCUAAAAAAUAAAACUAUGUAGAGUUAUACUCACCUAGAACGACAAAACCUAAACAAUCAUUGAACGAAAAAAAAUUACAUUGAUAAUAAACAAACAAAAAGUAUGAUAACAGUAGUUUUACUCCCUCCUAAAUUCUAUAUAAUUACUGUUAAUGGUAAAACAAAACUGCAUGAGUAUGAAAACUAUCUGGAUUCGAUGAAACUAAGUCAAAAUACGGAGAAACAUCCUUCAUGAAAAGUACAGUUUAGUUAUACAAAAAUCCACAAAUUAAAAUUGCAACGUCGAUACUAGGUGUAAAAAUGCUACUACUAGUUACUAUACUGGUUCUAAUUCCUCCUUCGCAAGUACAGUGAAAAUAACAGUAAAAGUACUGAGAAAAGCAUUAUUUAGUGAUUAGUUAUUUUGUUGCAUUUUUCUAUUUAGUUUAGUUUCGCUGUGUAAAAUUUGUGUAAAAUUAGUCCUGUUGUUCAGUGCAAAGUUUUUUUUAAGGCAAUAGCAACGGGUUUUAGUUUAUUCUUUGUUUGUGUUUGUGAUUGAUGAACUUCGUAUAACUAAAUAAAGCUAUUGCAAUUAGCAAUUAAAGCUGAGAGUUUCGUUUGAAUUAUUUUCACUGGAAUCUUUGGUUACGUAAUGUAAAACUUUUGUCACGCCUUAUACGUUCGCCUGGUAUACAUUUCCUAGAUCAUUUGAACGCAUAGAAAGCUUGUCAUAGUCAUCACAAUAAUGCAUUUUCACAUACAACCUCCAUCGCAUCCAUAAUUGAAUUCAGAAAACUACAAACGCUUAAUUCAGUCGAUUCCAAUUAUGCUUUUUUCAUGGUCUCGCCUUGCCACCCCUCGCUUUUUCUCCAUUUAUUUUAGCUAAAAACAAAAGCAGCAGUGUAAGUGCCGAAAAAACUCAUGGUAUUUGUUUCCUAUAUAAUUGUAUCUAAGCUGAAAUAGCUACAAUAUUUACUGCGCUUAAACAACGCCUACUAACAUCCAUUGUUCCAUAUUCUUUCAACACUAGUAACAAGGUUCUAGAAUUAAGUUAAAUUUAAUAUUGUAUCUCUCGAGUAAUUGCAUAUCAAGUUUGAUUGGAAACCGCCAAUACAUUUAUUUUUAUUUUUUAUUUUAUCAACACACGUCUCGCUAACAGAGUGAGCAAAAAGCAACACAUAAAAUUUCGACUCAUAAUGGUUCAUGGUUAGCUAAGUAAAAUAAAACUGCUUUGUUUAUUUAGUAAAUGGGAUUUGAUUUAGUGAAUUGCUAUUUAUGUAUAGAUUUCUUUAUGCUUCACACUUCUAAAACACGCAUAUCUAAGCUAAGAGUCGUGUAUAGGUAUCAUAUAUCAGUAUAAACCAUAAGUACUUAAAUAGUUUGGACAAUUUAUCGAUUAGUCUCUUGUUUAUCUAUUUCCAACUGUUCAACUUUACGUUAGCCUUAACCACAACUCGUAGUUCACACACACACUCAAUUUGAUACAACGGCACUAACAUACAAUCGAAAUACGCUAGUUGGCCUACUUUGUAGGUGGUUUUCAACUAGUUGAGCCAUUCAAAUACAAAAAACUAAAUAUCAAAAUCUCAUGUCAAAUAGGCUGUGAUAUUCAAACAGAGAAGUUACGAUCACAUACGAAUAAUUUUAUACAUACAUCAUCCGACCUAACUAACGAAUUCGAGGUGGUAAUACAAUAAGCGGGGUAAAACUGGAUUUGUAACUACAAGGUAACCUAUAAUAAAAAGCCCAAGUUUUUAAAAAAAAAUUAUGAUCGGUCAUAAAAAGUACUCUACAAUAGGCAUGAUUUCUUAUUUAAACACUAUUAUGAACAUUUUGGUGUUCUUUUAGUUUACCUUCACUUUUUUGAGGAUUUGAAAAAUGCCAGCUUUGAGCAGUUUUUAUUGGAACUUAGACCCAUUUAAUAUGCUUUUAAUCAACAAGUUGGGUUCUUUCUCGUUUUCAAGUUGAAAUGCUCACACCUGCUCGAAUGUGAAAAAUACCACAUUCCACAGAUGGUGUUCAAUACUCUGAUACACACAUUUGUGUAAAAGCCCAAACAAUAUGCUUCAUUAAUGCAGUACUGACCCGUUUUUAUCAAUCAACCAAAAAUGUUGUUUGAAGAAACGUGGAAGUUGAUAAAAUCGGGAAUUUUUUAUCUCAUUUUUUUUCAUCCAACAUAACGCUAGUUUACAAGAAAAAUGAAACUUAAGAAAAAGUAUUUUUAGACUAAUUUUAGGUCGCUGAACACGAAAACAAUAUUCAUUUUUUUGUUCAAAGAAGCGAUUGUGUAAUUUUCUCAAAAAACUCGUUUUUGAGUACUUAUUUUAGUUUUUGGUCAAUAUUUCGUGUCAAAAUCGUUCAAAUAAUUUAGUCAAUAUGCAGGUUGAAAGGUGCCGAGAUGCCCUUUCCAAAAACAUAUAAUAUGUGUCGAUCAUAUGUAAAAAUUUUAGUGCUGCAAGCGACCAAAGUUUAAAAAAAGUUCAUUUUUGACUAUUUUUAAAAGUUAAUCAUUUUUAAUUGACUUUUUACAAAAAAAACAAAUUUUUUUCGGACCUUUUAGAAUCUAAAAUGACAGAUAAUAUGUUUACGUUAAUUUUAAGCCUAAUAUCGGUUGAAAAAUGCUGAUGCUAUGGCUCAUUGAGAGAAAUAGAAAAUUUUGUGAUUUUAGUAGGCCCUGCCCUGGUGCGGCGGUUUAGAGGGUGUAGCACUUGUCUCACAAGCCAGUCGUCAAAUAUUAUCGGGAAGGAGUCUCAGUGGGAACAUAGCACUAGCCACGUAAUGUUCUGUGAACUGAGAAUCGGCUUCAAAGCCUGUUGAAGCAGAAGGCGAAAAUUCCAAAUUCAAGCUCGAGAAGACAGUACCCAACACAAACAAUAACUAUCAAGUAUAGAAGAUUAUUUCAGCCGAAAGUAUGCACGAAAAAUAAAAAGUUACAAUUUUCACUCAGUGCUUCAUACCAUCUAUAUUUUUCAUCCAAUUUUUGUGAUCAUUGGCUUAAAAUUUAUGCAAAAAGAUUAUUUAUCUUAUUAGAUUCUAGAAGAUUUUUCUUCUGUCCUUUAUUUAUUGUAAAAAAUUAAUUAGAAAUAUGCAUUUUUUUAAGAAAAGGUCGAACAUUAGACUUUUUAACUUUGGUCGAUUGUAAUCAUAAUAAAUGUACAUUUGAUCUAAGCAUAUUAUACAUUUUCGGAAAUGGCACAUCAAUACCUUUCAAACUGUUUCGAUCGGAUCCUAUUUGAACGAGAUAUUGACAAAUAACUAAAAUAGUGCCCAAAGGUUCACCUUUUUCAAAGAAAUCAUGAAAAUGCUUCUUUAAAAAAAUGGACAUUGUUUUCGUAUUCAGCGAUCCAAAAUUAACUUAGAAAACACCUUUUUUAGCUUAGCGCGAUUCCCUUAAAAUUGGUAAAAUCUGUCACAUUAGAUUCUGAAAAUAUUAAUAAUUAAUUUUUCUGUAAUAAAAAUUAGAGCAAAAACAAAAAACAGGAAGCAAAAGAGAAAUGUUUUGUUUGUUUAAUAAAAAAACUAGAACUUCUUUGAAAGAAAAAUUUAGUAUGAUUUUCGUGUUCAGCGACCCAAAAUUAAUCUAGAAAACACUUUUUCUCGCAACUUCAUUUUUCUUAAAAACUAGUGUAAUAUUAUUUAAGACCAAAAGAGAAUAUAUGAAAAACAGAACAAUUUUCACUCAGGGCUUAAUAACAUCAACAGUUAUCGUAUUUUCGUGAUCCUAAUUAAAAUUCAAGUGAGAAAUUUGUCUGUCAUAUAAAAUUUUAAGAUUUUUUUGUCGAAUAAUUUUUUUAUGAAAAAUCAACUAAAAAUGAGUUAUUUUACCAAACAUUACUUUUUUGACUUUGCUUGCUCUUAACCCUAAAUUGUUGAUAUUUAAUUCAAACAUGUUGUUAUACGUUUUUGGAAUGGGCACAUCAAUACCUUUCGAAUGGUGAGUCGAUUGUGUUAAUCGGAAGAUUUGUUCUUGAGAUAUUGACCAACAACUGCACAAAGUGCUCAAAAACACGUUUUUCAAAAAAUCUCAAAAACGGUUCUUUGAAAAAGAAAAUGGAUAUGAUUUUCGUGUUCAGCGACCCAAAAUUGACUUAGAAAACACCUUUUUUCUCAACUUCAUGCAAUCACCUCAAAAUUUGUAAACUAGUGUAAUUAGAGGCAACCUGAGAUCUCAAGUUGUCUGGUUGCAGAAUAAUUAAUUCUAAUGCCCUUUUAGUGCUAAACAUUGUAGUUAAACGAAUCAUCCAAAAACUGAUUAUCUAACCUCCAAGCAUAUGAUCGAUCUAAAGCAUUUCCUAUUAUGAAUGACAAUGUAUUCUGUCGAUGAAAUUUAACAGUUAAACUUCUUCCACUGUCAUUCUACGCCCUUCUUCCAAAACUGAUAGCUGAUAAAAACGAAGAUGGAAAUUAUAUUAGCGAUCUGAAAAAAAAUAGUGCAUCAAAUAGAGCUCCACCAUUCAAAAUUACGUUUCCAAUAUAAUUAGUCAAGCUUUCAACUAGAAAAAUUCGUUUUUAUGAAAAAUGCUCAGUGGGAAAAUUCUACCUAUGACACAGCAUUCUUGUUAAGCGAGCAAUUUUGGUUUUACUUGAAUAGGAAUGGAUUCGUUCGCCAUAUUUUAAGUAAUUGGAUGCGAUGACAGUGAUAAAUAGUUUUACAGAAUCGAUCUCCCGACUGUAGUUGUUAACAUCGUACCCACCUCUUUGUUCACGAAAUUUUCUCUUUCCACAAACUUAACAUUUACUUUUUGAGAUAUUUUACUAGUAGGACAGACAUGUGUAGAAUUUCAACAAUGGGGAAAACAGAUUUGAUUUUUUUAGAGUUUCAGAACAGACCUCACACUCUUUGAGACAAAUAUGCGCAAAAUUGAAUCAUUCGGACGGGUGUUCACAGACAACCGCCACUGCAGUCGAUUAUGCAAAAUCAUGAACAUGAUUUACUCAUGACUAUAGAAAUUCCACUCCGGCAGAAAAAUUUACUCUGUCAGAAAAAUCCAACAGCAAACUAAUAGAUAAAUACCACGUUAACGGAAUAAGAUAUUACGAAAAUUGUGAGUAAGGUUCUGAAAUCAUGAACAUCGUACAACUGUCGGCUCUUUUAGUUGAUAUAGUUUAUACAAACCAGUGAAUCCCCGAAUCAUGAACAAAACUAAACAUGUCCAGGGAAAACCACAAAAA
This is a messenger RNA of Topomyia yanbarensis, 8497 nucleotides long. RefSeq lists its product as uncharacterized. Bases 261 to 1202 code for a protein of 313 amino acids. NCBI's taxonomy places the organism in Eukaryota, Metazoa, Arthropoda, Insecta, Diptera, Culicidae. The transcript has a single exon. The record is from RefSeq and is a predicted model, not a curated record.